AUGCGCAUCAAAGGCCGAAAAUCUAGGGUCGACCGCCGCCUGCCCCAACGCGGAGGCCGAUUCACCUCCGCGCAACUCGCGUGGAUGGACCGCGACCAAGAACGACUCCACCGCGCACGAGAAAAGGAAAAGAAACGCAUUGCGAAUAAGAAGAGACAAGCAGAGAAGGAAGCUAAAGAGCGCGAAGAGAGGAGGAAAGAAGGGAUACCUGAUCAGCAUGCGAUGCCUGUGCCGUCUAGUCAGCCGUUGUUAUCGAAGUUCCUUGCGAAGCCGCAGUCGAAGCCCGCAUCGCCGUCUGUCGAAACACCAGAGCUCGAGGAUGAUGGGUUUGAGGGGCAAUCUGAUGGGGGUGACACGGAGGUGUGCUCGUUGGACAGUUAUGAGGCGGGGAUAGAGGCAUUUGAUCAGAGGAUUAUGGCGGAUGAAGAGAGAAGGAUGAUGGAGAAUCCCCCGCAUGAUGAGGGAACGCAUAACGGCAACGAAGACGACGAUGAGGAUGCAUUCUCGGAAUGCUCGGCUUUCUACGAUGAAGAUUUCAUUCGCGAGGCAGAAACAACCGCACAGGGGCAAAUUGAACAGCAGAAGAAGGCAUUGCAGUCGCAGGAAGGGCAAUCAAUACAGACAGUAGCGAAGCCAGCUCCACCACCAAGAUUGGCUAUAGAGGAAUCAUUUCGAGACGAUACAGCGGACUUUCUGGAACAAUUUGGCUGCGAUCUCGGCGCAGAUGGAGAGUUUGCGCCAGACGAAGAUUUUGAGAGGGAAUUAGUCCAACUCAACGCGGGUUGA
Aspergillus ruber CBS 135680 is the source of this 786-nucleotide messenger RNA. RefSeq lists its product as uncharacterized. Bases 1 to 786 code for a protein of 261 amino acids. The transcript is spliced from 3 exons. The record is from RefSeq and is a predicted model, not a curated record. NCBI's taxonomy places the organism in Eukaryota, Fungi, Ascomycota, Eurotiomycetes, Eurotiales, Aspergillaceae.